Molecule: messenger RNA, 2552 nt
Organism: Gymnogyps californianus (California condor)
Lineage: Eukaryota; Metazoa; Chordata; Aves; Accipitriformes; Cathartidae
Gene: RFT1
Product: RFT1 homolog
Exons: 13
Coding region: 1-1620 (539 amino acids)
Biological process (GO): dolichol-linked oligosaccharide biosynthetic process; glycolipid translocation
Cellular component (GO): endoplasmic reticulum membrane
Source: RefSeq, a predicted model, not a curated record
AUGGCCUCGCAGGACGUGCUCAGCCAGACCACCCGGCUGGCCUCCUCUAGUGCUCUGCUGCAGGUGCUGUUCCGGGUGGUCACCUUCGGGCUGAACGCGUUCACUCUGCGCUACCUCUCCAGAGAGCUGAUCGGCGUGGUCAACGUGAGGCUAACUCUACUGUAUUCAACAGUUGUCUUCCUAGCCAGGGAGGCAUUUCGCAGAGCUUGUUUGAGCGGAAGUACAAAGCGAAACUGGACCAAAACAAUUAAUCUAUUGUGGCUGAUAGUCCCUCUUGGUGUUUUUUGGUCUGUGUUCUUGGGCUUAGUCUGGCUACACUUGCUUGAAGUACCUGAUCCUUCUGUGAUUCCUCAUUAUCAGGCUGGUGUAGUGGCAUUUGGUCUUUCUGCAAUUAUCGAGCUUCUGGGAGAACCGUUCUGGGUUUUAGCACAAGCUCAUUUGUUUGUGAGACUUAAGGUAAUUGCUGAAAGCCUUUCAGUAGUGUCAAAAUGCAUUUUGACGGUUAUUUUAGUAGUCCUUUAUCCUCAGUGGGGCCUCUGCAUUUUUUCCUUGGCUCAGCUUUUAUAUGUCAGUGUUCUGGUAAUGUGCUAUGUAAUUUAUUUUGUGAUGUUUUUGGGGUCUCCUGAAGCAACAAAGAAGUCAUUUCCAGUUGCUAGAAUGAAAGCUCUCUUACCUAACUUGAUGGAAGAUGAGACCUUUGUUAACUGGAAGGAAGCACGGUUAACUUGGAGUUUCUUCAAACAAUCCUUCUUGAAACAGAUUUUGACAGAAGGUGAACGAUAUGUGAUGACUUUUUUGAACGUGUUAAAUUUUGGAGAUCAGGGUGUAUAUGAUAUCGUGAAUAAUCUUGGUUCACUGGUGGCCAGGUUUAUCUUUUUGCCUAUUGAGGAGAGUUUUUAUGUCUUUUUUGCUAAACUGUUGGAAAGAGGGAAGAAUGUAAAGGAUCAGAAGCAGGAUGAUGUUGCUAUGGCUGCAAAUGUAUUGGAAUUGCUGUUGAAACUUGUGCUUCUGAUUGGCCUUACCAUCACGGUUUUUGGCUAUGCCUAUUCUCGGCUGGCUCUGGAUAUUUAUGGAGGCUCAAUGCUCAGUUCUGGAACAGGUCCAGAUCUCCUCCGAUGUUACUCGUUAUAUGUCCUGUUUCUUGCUAUCAAUGGAGUAACAGAAUGUUUUACGUUUGCUUUGAUGUGCAAAGAAGAGGUAGACAGGUACAAUUUUGUUAUGCUGGCCUUGUCCUUCACAUUUCUGUGCAUCUCUUAUUUCUUGACCCACUGGCAUGGCAGUAUAGGCUUUAUCCUUGCCAACUGCUUUAACAUGGGUAUUCGAAUAGCUCACAGCAUCCACUAUAUCUAUGAUUACUUCAAAGAAAGCGCUUACAGACCUUUGACAGGCUUGCUUCCCUCACCGUUUUUGGUACUCGUUUAUAUCAUAAGUGGAGUAAUCACUGGUUUCUCAGAGGUAUUCUGCUGCUGCGAUAAGGGUUGGAUGGCAAGGCUGAUUCACAUCAGCAUGGGCGCUCUGUGCUUUGCAGCAACCAUCGUUACUAUGUUCUGCACAGAGACCAAGCUGAUCCAUUUUGUCAGAAGCCAGUUCCUCUCCCGAUAUAUGAAGAAAGGAACAUGAAAUGCUCAUGUGCAGAACAGUUCUUGUACGUGCUUGCAGUAAAGGGCUGUAUUUUUUGCAUAAGAUCUGUAUGGAAAAAGGUUUCCACAUGUGUUUAUUGGAAGCAUUGAUACUGGAGUGGCAGUGUAAAAGAUUGCCAACUGAGUAUCAUUUUGUCUUCUAAACUGGUCAGUACAAUGAAAGAGCUGAGUAAUUUUUCUUUCUGCAUCAUUUUUAGAUUUUCUUCAAACAGCCUCUUUGGUAAUGAAUGAAGAUCUAAGAUACACCCUUCUGGCGUAACCUAGUUGCCAGGCUUCAUGGAGAGAGCUCCCAUUCUUGCCGAUGGGGAGUACAUGUGUGAAGGCAUCAUAUGGCUUACAUCCUACGAUGUAAUUAAGAAUGCCCUUACUUGGCAUGGUGGGCUGCUUAACUGGUUAGAAAAUAAAUGGUCUGACCACAAAAAAAAACCCCACAAAAAACCCAAAACAAAACCCCCAAAACAAAAGCUGAAGAAAACACUAGAGCAAGGACCAACAGCACUAUAACUGUUACUUGAAGUAGAACAUAAUGCAGUGCAGAGAGAUUGAGUUGUCAGUGUUUUGAAGUGGAAAGUGGUGAACAGAAAGUUCUGACUUUUUUACAAGUAAAUUAAUGGCAUACACAGCAUGUGUCCAUGCUAGCUAUGUACGAUUAUUUCAUUCAGCAUAUCAUUCAUUUAUGAGGAUAUUGAUUAACUUGUCAAAAAUACUCUGAAGCCUUAGCUAAAAGAAAAAAGGGGUUUGAGCAGUGUUUUACAGAAGGUGUUAAGUACAAUCACACUGAUGCUGAAGUUCCAGAAGGUUAAUCAUAAAACUUCUUACUUUCACUCCAUUGUUUUUGUUUUUAUAUGAGAUUUUAAAUGCCAGCACGAACAAAUUUGUCUCAAUAAAAAUGGUUUCAUCUUGUCUGUGAAA